GCCAGUGCUGCAAAGCGAAAGCGUUCUUCUAAUUUGUUGCUAAUGUUUUUGGGGAGUGGUUUUGUUUGCUAAUUUAGCGCGUUUAUUUACCUUCAGCUUAUCUGCUAUCUAACCAUCGAGAUUGUAAGAUGAAAUCCUGGGAGAUAGCUUUGGUGGUGGUUGCUGCCGUUUACUUGUGUUCGCAAGUAAAUUUUGUUAACGGAUUGGAGUGCUAUGUGUGCUCCAACCAAACGGGCAAUACGGAAAAGUGCCUUAACACUAUCAAGACCUGCGAGCCCUAUGAAAACGUAUGCGGGACGGAGAUUCGCUGGGGAUCCCAACCGUACUUCUCUGAGGGAGCUCUAAAGCAGUACUACGUCUCCAAGCGAUGUAUGACCAAGGAACAGUGUCAGUCGAAGAGAAAAAGAUAUAUGCAGCUUUACUGCACCCACAUUUGGUACGAGGAUUGGGCGUGCAACGAGUGCUGCCAGGGCGAUCGGUGCAACUACUUCGUGAUUAGUGGAGCUCUCUCAAGACAAGGUUAUGGAGUCGGUUUGACGCUGUUCCUGACCCUUUUAAGCCUAGGAUCUUGGCUAAUUUCACUUUCUUAGUCUUGAAAGUCUUCGUUAUUCCAUACCCAUUCCGAUUUUGGUAUUAAUUCAACAAAACCGUCCAUAAGUUAAGUAUAUUCCAACGAAAAGUUUAAAAGUACUCCGUCCAAGUGCCUUGGCUCAACAGAGAGAGGUAAAAAGUAAACUAGUUUAAUUACUAGCCUGAAGCCUUAAGAAGUAGACUUCGCUUUCUAAUAUUUUAAACAUUUUCGAAUGUACAUUUUUACUGGAAACUACUCAAUGAGUAGUAAAUUUUCUUACGUCAAUUUUGAAAAGUAUUUAUACAGUCAAAUUUCUAUAUAUUGAAGUUUAUAAUCUUGAAUUGAUUUAAGUGGUAUAGAGAUAUAUAUAAUAUUCGAAAUCUCAGUCUCCUAACUCGAAUCAAUAUCGGUAAUUUCUGUUAUUGUUGGAAGUUAGACUUUACCUGUUUUACAGCUACUGAAUUUUUUUUUUCCAAUUUUUUAAAAUAUUUAACGUUUUUUAACCCUUGAUUCGAUAUUUUAACAACAAUAAAACACAUAUUAUGUUAAAAUAAAGUAAAAGCGAAAUUCUAAGCUUAGUUCAGGUGAUUAAAAUUAGAAUAUACUAUAAGAAUAUAGAAAUCCGAUUUAAAUAAUAUACACUCAAUCCCCCCUGCAAUAAAGCAACUUUGACGUCUUUUUGGCGCUUUAAUAAACAAUUAUUCAACUGUCA
Drosophila eugracilis is the source of this 1283-nucleotide messenger RNA. RefSeq lists its product as uncharacterized. The record is from RefSeq and is a predicted model, not a curated record. The transcript is spliced from 3 exons. The coding region runs from base 129 to 590 and encodes 153 amino acids. NCBI's taxonomy places the organism in Eukaryota, Metazoa, Arthropoda, Insecta, Diptera, Drosophilidae.